Messenger RNA from Oncorhynchus kisutch (coho salmon), 3498 nucleotides. RefSeq names its product 6-phosphofructo-2-kinase/fructose-2,6-bisphosphatase. Gene Ontology annotation, biological process: fructose 2,6-bisphosphate metabolic process; fructose metabolic process. Bases 1128 to 2591 code for a protein of 487 amino acids. The record is from RefSeq and is a predicted model, not a curated record. Gene Ontology annotation, molecular function: 6-phosphofructo-2-kinase activity; ATP binding; fructose-2,6-bisphosphate 2-phosphatase activity. Lineage: Eukaryota; Metazoa; Chordata; Actinopteri; Salmoniformes; Salmonidae. The transcript is spliced from 14 exons. Gene Ontology annotation, cellular component: cytosol; 6-phosphofructo-2-kinase/fructose-2,6-biphosphatase complex.
GCCCAGUGAACAAAGCUGGUUGACAUGACGUCAAUACAACUAGUUUGCAACCAGGUUGUAAUGGUGUAGUACUGAUAUCAUUUCAACCAGUUUUGCUCGCCUGCUGGGAGGCUACAUUACGUAUUGAUGACAUUAUCUAACCCAUGACGCCUCUUCCCUUUAAUACUCCACUGCAUUAAGUUGUAAUGAGAUCAGAUCAGGGACUCUCCAUGUCUCAUAGGUUGUCAGAUGUCUAAUUCCUUAGUCAGGUUAAUGCCUCGUUGCCUUGGUAACCUCUUGAAGUAUUGUCAACAAAGUCAGAUAUUUUCUGAAUGAGAAUGAUUUGCACCAGAGCAGAAAGAUAGCAGAGAACAUAGGGAUGAGCUGUUUUGUCAGUUUAUUUGCUACCUACAGGCUACAGACAGUGAGAGUGUAUGUAAUGAUAGAGCCAGUUGAUCUUUCCUCUGGAUUAGCAUUUCAAAAGGAACUGUGAACUCUGACUUCCAACUGCCACCUUGUGGUAUAAUUGAGCAACACCACACCAUUGCCAAAUACAAAUCAAGCAACAUAUAUGUGCUGUACUAUAGCCUCACAACAUAUAUUGUUUUGAUCAGUUCAUCGUAACAGUUAACUAUGGUAAACUGUUACUCUAUGAUGAGCUUGUUCUUCAAAGGGACUGAUAUAUUUAAUGCUUUAGUGCCAUGUCACCACCACAACACAGACUUGUGUGACUUUGUGAUUCCUUCUCCCUACUGGCUGAUAUCCCAGGAUAUUUUAGAUCCCUCUAAAGUAGUUGGCCUCGGACCAUGUUCUACGCUAACUGCUGAGUAGCAGUGAAACAGCAUGGCAUCAAUGAGCUAACAUGUGUCCCAAAUGGCACCAAAUUCCCUAUGGACCCUGGUCAAAAGCAUUGCAUUAUAUAAGGAACCAGAGCCCUAUGGACCCUGGUCAAAAUUAUUGCAUUAUUUAGGGAAUCGGAUGACAUUUAGAGGUCCUCCCCUUCCAUCGUCCCCUCCGCCUUCUGCUCCUUGGCAACAGUCAGGUGACCCCGCCGGAGUUCACUGAAGCAGGCGGCUGUGUUGCUCCUCUUGUCUCCCUCACUCACACUCGCUCCGCUGAACAGGGCCAGGGGGACUGUGCUGUGUUGCAUGACUCUGUCUGUCUGGGCUCUGCCGAGUGCUGACAUGACCACAGAACAGGAGAAGAAUGAGCUCACACAGACUCCUCUGCUCAAGAUAUGGGUGCCAUGGUUGGGGAUGGGAGGCUGCAAGCUAAGUCGCCGGAGAGGCUCCUCCGUGCCCCAGCUCACCAACUCCCCCACUCUGAUUGUGAUGGUUGGACUGCCUGCCAGGGGGAAGACAUACAUAUCCAAGAAGCUCUCCCGCUACCUCAACUGGAUAGGGGUUCCAACAAAGGUCUUCAACUUGGGCCAGUAUCGCAGGGAAGCAGUCCAGAGCUACAAGAACUUUGAGUUCUUCAGACCGGACAAUGAGGAGGCCAUGCAGAUUCGCAGGGCCUGUGCUACAAAUGCCCUUGAAGAUGUAGUUAUCUACUUCUCAAAGGAACAUGGACAAGUAGCCGUGUUUGAUGCCACCAACACAACACGGGAGAGGAGGAUAUCCAUUGUGAGCUUUUCCAAGGAAAAAGGCUACAAGGUAUUUUUUGUGGAGUCCAUUUGUGAUGAUCCAAACAUCAUUGCACAGAAUAUCACGGAAGUGAAAGUGAGCAGCCCAGACUAUGUGAACUGUGACAAGGAUGAGGCGCAGGCAGACUUCCUGAAACGUAUCGAGUGCUACAAGCAAACCUAUGUGCCUUUGGACGAUGAGAAAGACAGGCAUCUGUCUUACAUCAAGAUCUUCAACGUGGGCUCUAGGUACUUGGUGAACCGUGUGCAAGACCAUAUACAGAGCCGGAUCGUGUACUACCUUAUGAACAUCCACGUCACACCGCGCUCUAUCUUCCUGAGCCGCCACGGGGAGAGCGAGCUGAACCUGCUGGGUCGCAUUGGGGGAGACUCAGGACUCUCUCCCAGGGGUCACAAGUAUGCCACUGCUCUGGGGGGCUUCAUCAAGGGCCAGCAUAUAAAGGAUCUGAAGGUGUGGACCAGCCAUAUGAAGAGGACCAUCCAGACUGCAGAGCAUCUGGGGAUUCCAUACGAACAGUGGAAGGCUCUCAAUGAGAUUGAUGCAGGUGUGUGUGAGGAGUUGACAUAUGAAGAUAUCCAGGAGAACCACCCAGAAGAGUUUGCACUGAGAGACCAGGACAAGUACCGGUACCGUUACCCCAAGGGUGAGUCGUAUGAAGACCUGGUCCACCGUCUGGAGCCAGUGAUCAUGGAGCUGGAGAGACAGGAGAAUGUGCUGGUCGUGUGUCACCAAGCCGUCAUGCGUUGUCUGCUGGCCUACUUACUAGACAAAACCGCAGAUGAGUUACCAUACCUAAAAUGUCCUCUUCAUACUGUGCUCAAACUUACACCGGUGGCCUAUGGGUGUAGAGUGGAGCACAUUUGCCUAAACAUUGAGGCAGUCAACACGCACAGAGAGAGACCUGGGAAUGUGGACAUAACCAGAAACCCAGAAGAGGCGCUGAAGACUAUUCCUGACCACUUUUGAAUAUGAUUUAGAGGAUAUGGACUCUAGGACCGUACUGAACCAGCAAUAUUAUAUUUUCAAGUUUUAACUUUAUUGCUCGAUCAAUUAUGUCUUAGUACCUUUUCCCGAUUAAACUUGUCAAAAUCAGCAAGUGUCAAAGGGGAAAAAGAUAAGGAAGAAGACUAGAUGAAUAGAAGAUCAAAAAGGACAAACUCCACUGCCUCCUGAAGCAGUGAGGGGGAAAUGGACUUUCUGCCUCCAACAUGGGAUGGCUAAAGCCCAGUACUGUAUGAGUGUUGUUGACUGACCUAUAACGUCCAAUAAAUGUGCAUCAGUCUGCUCUGUCUUACCCUGGAGUCUCAUGGUGAAGUGCAGUCGGACAGGCUGUGUGAGAGGUGGUUUGGCAUGGUAUUGUCACUAGAAUGUCAAAGAGGUCAGACAAUUCUGACAUUAGGCUACAGGAUGACGAAAUGAAAAUGUCCUCCAUUCUAGUAGAUUAAUAAACACAUCUUCUGUUACUUAAUGAUACAUGUCUGACUAAGUGUCAACAUCAUGAACAGUUCCCAAACAAACAACAUGUCUACAUUUUAGCAGACUCUCUGGUCUUAUAGUUGUGAGUGGGUAGAUUUUAGAUUAUUUUUUUCCGUACUGGUCCCACAUGGGUAUUGAACACAGAACCCUGGUGUUGCAAGCACCAUGAUCUACCAACCGAGCCACACAGGACCUGAUGGAUGUGAAAAACGGUGUGACUUUGCUAAAGGAGUCUCUUGGCUUGGCUAGAUGUGCAACACUACUGAUUACAUACAAGAAAACUUGUUGUCAAUAAAUACAUUUGUGACAAUGGUAUACGAUACCACUAGUUAAGACAAAGAGUUUAUUGUACUGAAUAAGUGGAACUAGAUUUAUGAAAUAAAUGGUGAAAUUAAAA